Moneuplotes crassus is the source of this 995-nucleotide messenger RNA. The record is from the annotation of a GenBank genome assembly. Lineage: Eukaryota; Ciliophora; Spirotrichea; Euplotida; Euplotidae.
CAUAAAUGUUACGAAGAGGAUUUACAAAGCUUAGACCAAUGAAGUUCAGGCCCUUGCCUUUAACUACAUUCAGAACUCAAAUUCUUCUCCAAAAUCUAAGACAAUUCAGCACAGGUCCUCAGCCAGGAGGAAAUAGGGAAGGCUUUGGAACUCCAAGGACUGAUGCUACUCAACCUCCAGAUCCUACAGAUAAAUCUGGUUAUUACUCAGAUGAAGAUACAACAUCCUUCACAAGUGACAGGAAAUUUAGUAACUUUAUUCUCUUCACAGGGGCCUUGGCUUUGAUGAUAAUUUACAUGUAUUCCAAUGUCCAGAGCAUUAAAAAGAAGAGAGAACAGAAAAUCCAAAAUGUUGGUAAAGCACAAUACGCUGGAAAAGCUGAUAUCGGGGGACCAUGGCUCCUCUAUGACACCAAAGGAAACAUUGUCACCCAUAAAGACCUUGAAGGUAAAUACUACCUCAUAUAUUUUGGGUUUACCAUGUGCCCUGAUGUAUGCCCGGUAUCUCUUAACAAAGCUUCUAAGGCUAGGAGAAAAGUUAUGAAAUCCAAAGAGUACAAAUACUUUGACCUGGCUAGUGUGUUCGUCUCACUAGACCCAGACAGAGAUACUCCUGAAAGGAUCGAGCAAUACUGUAACAUCUUUGAUGAAGAUAUGAUGGGUUUGACCCACAAAACAAACGAUGAUCCUGAUCUUAAGGAAAUCUUGAAGAAAUUCAAGAUUCACAGCAGUAAAAUUUACCUAACAGAGGAAGAAGAAAAGGAGGAUGAAGAGGCUAUGAAAGCAAUCGCUCCUGAAGUAAUCGAGAAAAUGAAGGACCAGAAGGCUAAAAAGAACGAUAAAUACUCUCUCGAUCACACAAUCGUCACCUACCUAAUGGGUCCUGACAACGACUUCAUCACAUACCUCGGGUCAAACCUAAACGAGAACGAAAUGGCCGAGAUAAUCCUCGAUGAAAUCUCUGCUGACUUAGGUAAAAAGUAUAAAAUUCAAUAA